This is a messenger RNA of Trichoplusia ni (cabbage looper), 3211 nucleotides long. It is a transcript of the gene DNAlig1, whose product is annotated as DNA ligase 1. The coding region runs from base 176 to 2863 and encodes 895 amino acids. Gene Ontology annotation, biological process: Okazaki fragment processing involved in mitotic DNA replication; lagging strand elongation; DNA recombination. The record is from RefSeq and is a predicted model, not a curated record. Lineage: Eukaryota; Metazoa; Arthropoda; Insecta; Lepidoptera; Noctuidae. The transcript has 15 exons. Gene Ontology annotation, molecular function: ATP binding; DNA ligase (ATP) activity; DNA binding. Gene Ontology annotation, cellular component: mitochondrion; nucleus.
UAUUUUGACAAAUUUGACAUCAGUUUUGGCGCUAAGAUUGGCAAGAUUAUCAGUAAAUAAAGCCAGAAUAUCGCAAUUUAUCAGUAGCAGCCGGCUAAAUUUAAAGUUUAAAAUAUGGCUGUAGUGAAAUUUGUUAAAUACUGACGAUUUAAAAAUAAGAUCAAACAAAUUUUAUAUGUAUAGUAUUACUAAACUGAUUGUUGCUUGUAGAAUAGUGAGAAAUGUUCAUGCAUCAGUAAGAUUUAACGUGUUGUGUCAUUUCCUUGGUACUCCAAGAGUCUCCCUUACGAACACGAUCAUGGCGCAGAGGAGUAUCACCUCAUUCUUCAAGGUAUCUCCUCCAAAAUGUGAGGUUAAGCAAGAGAAACCUGUAGUCAAGCAAGAGGCAGAUGAAAAAGAAGAUGAGGAGGUUAGGGACAAUUCACCUAUCAGUAAUGGAAAAGCUCAGGUUACAUCAAAACGGCCAAGGCUAGAGAGUAGUGACAGUGACACUUCUAUUAGGAAGAAAAGUCCAACACCCACCUCUGGAAAGAAAAGCAAAGUGAAAAGACAGCGAAUCGAGAGCUCUGAUAGUGAUUCAACAUGUCCACAAGAACCACCAGCAUCACCAGAUCCUCCAAAAUCGCCACCAUCACCAGAAUCAGAAGAAAAGACUGUCAUAAAACUUGAGAAGUCAUCACCGAAAAAAUAUGCUUCACCUAAGAGUAAGAAAAAACAGCCGCUUAAAGAGCCUAAUCCUGUAAAAGAGGUGUCUCCAAAGAGAUCUAAGAAACAGAGUCCAGUUGAAAAGAAAAACAAGUCUCCCAAACAAGAAGUUUUAUUUAAAAAGGAAAAAGAGGAGGAGAAAGAGAGCAAGACUGAAGUUAAGGAAUUAGUUCCAGAGGUAGAUUACAAUCCGGCAAAGGCUAACUACCAUCCCGUAGAUGACGCAUGUUGGCGCGCGGGUGCACCCGUACCUUACCUGGCGUUGGCGCGCACUCUCGAGCUCAUAGAAGCCACGUCGGCGCGCCUGAAGAUCAUAGACAUCCUGAGCAACUACUUUCGCUCCGUCAUCGUGCUUACACCGGAUGACCUGUUGCCAAGUGUCUACCUGUGCCUCAACCAAUUGGCUCCAGCUUAUGAGAGCUUGGAACUGGGCAUAGCGGAGACGUACCUGAUGAAGGCGGUGGGUCAGUGCACGGGCCGCACGGUCCCGCAGCUGCGCGCCAGCGUGGCCCGCGCGGGGGACCUGGGGCUGGUGGCGCAGAGCGCGCGCAGCACGCAGCGCACCAUGUUCCCCGCGCCGCCGCUGUCCGCCCGGAGCGUGCUGGCCGCGCUCAGGGACAUCGCGAGGAUGACAGGUCACGCAUCUGUGGAUAAGAAGAUUAAAAAGAUUCAAUCUCUGUACAUCGCGUGCAGGCACUCGGAAGCUCGGUAUCUUAUACGGUCUCUGGAGGGCAAGCUGCGCAUCGGCCUGGCGGAGCAGUCCGUGUUGGCGGCGCUGGGCGCGGCGGCCGCCAGGACCCCGCCCGGGGGGGACUGUCUGGACGCCGCCAAGGGAAAGACGCCGGACGAGUUUAAGGCUAUCGUGGACGAGCACGUCUUGACCAUCAAGUCCGUGUACUGCGAGUGCCCCAACUACGAGCGCGUGGUCCCGGCCCUGCUGCAGGAGGGCCUGCGCGGGCUGGCGGGCCGCUGCCGCCUGCAGCCCGGAGUGCCGCUCAAGCCCAUGCUGGCACACCCUACCAAACAACUCGCACACAUCUUCGACAGAUUUGAAAACGAGCAGUUCACUUGUGAAUGGAAGUACGACGGCGAGCGCGCCCAGCUUCACGUUCCCGAGCUGGAGGCGGGCGGAGGGCCUGACCUCAGCAAGGCAGCCAUCUUCAGCAGGAACCAGGAGAACAACACCACUAAAUACCCGGACGUGCUGGGCCGGCUGACGUCACUGCUGCGGCCGAAUGUUACCAGCUGUGUGCUGGACUGUGAGGCAGUCGCCUACGACGUGGUCAACAAGCAGAUCCUACCCUUCCAGGUGUUGUCGACGCGCAAGCGCAAGGACGCGUCUGAGGCCGACAUCAAGGUGCAGGUGUGCGUGUUCCUGUUCGACCUGCUGUUCCUCAACGGGGAGCCGCUCGUGAGGCGCCCGCUGCUGGAGCGGAGGCAGCUGCUCAGGGAACACUUCAACGAGGUGCCAGGCGAGUGGCAGCAGGCGACCUCCCGCGACUGUAGCUCGCUGGAGGACGUGCAGCAGUUCCUGGAGGAGGCGGUGCGCGGCUCCUGCGAGGGACUCAUGGUGAAGGCGCUCGCCGGACCUCACGCUCACUACGACAUUGCGCGACGCUCACACAACUGGCUCAAGCUUAAGAAGGACUACCUGGACGGGUUAGGUGAUACACUGGACGUGGUUGUGGUGGGUGCGUAUCGCGGUCGCGGCAAGCGCGCCGGAGUGUUCGGCGGGUUCCUGCUCGCCUGCUACGAGCCCGAGCACGAGCAGUACCAGUCGCUCUGCAAGAUCGGUACCGGCUUCAGCGACGAGGACCUGCAGAACCUCACCAAGCAGCUGCAAGAGCACGUCAUCGAAGCGCCCAGACCCUACUACAGCUUCGACCCGCAGCACUCCGCGGACGUGUGGCUGGCGGCGGCGCGCGUGUGGGAGGUGCGCGCGGCGGACCUGUCGCUGUCGCCGGCUCACCGCGCCGCCAUCGGCCGCGUGCACCCCGACAAGGGGAUCUCGCUGCGGUUCCCCAGGUUUGUUCGCGUGCGGGACGAUAAGACGGCAGAGCAGGCGACCUCGGCCGCGCAGAUCGCCGACAUGUACCUCGCGCAGGACCAGGUGCGGAACUCCACCACAGCCAAAACCAACAUGGACGAGUUCUACUGAUGUAAGCACUACGCACUCGACACAUCUCGAAACCCAGUCGAAUGUUAAUUUACGUAUGAGUUUUCUCAGCAUACCAAAAUACUAAUAAUAUGAAAAUAAUUGUCCGUCCGUGUUGUGAACAUUUCGCUGAUUAUUCUCACUACAAUGAGCUUGUAUCAUGUUCCGGUUCCCAAGUCCCAAUGCUAAGUGCGUGUGUGCGUGUUUAAAAUUUACAUGCAAUCAUUGUUUAAAUGUACAUUUGUGUCUAGAUGUAAAGUUGAGAAUGUAUUCCAGGUAUCAAUAUAAUUAUUUACUGUAAAAUAGAUUUUUAUAUUAAAUUAAAAUUAAGUUAGCUAUUUUCAAAAGGCA